UCAUCCUUUUAAGCUAGGGGUUAACAAGAUAAUAUUGGAGUUUAAUAUGGCCGGGGACAAGCAAAUAGAGACAUAUCAGCUGAAUGCCCCUGCUGCAAAGUCUGAAUCAUCAAUCAAUAUUCCUGAUAAAAAUAUGGUGAAAGAUGAAUUAUCAUCUGAGUCUGUGUCAUCUGUAUCUGCUGGGGGCAAUGCUGUAUCUGGAAAAAGUGCAACUGAUCAACCUGUAAGUUCAGAGCAGGGUGUCUCUUACCCACCUACCAGCAGUUAUGAUUACUAUCAUUCAGGAUACAGUGGUAACUUUACCCAGUCAGUUGACAAAGAUUUUUCUAACACCCCUGGUGGUUCUUAUGCGGGCAUCCAACCAGAUAAUGCUUCUCUCCUAUAUUACGUUCCUAGCUAUGGUCCAUAUUCAACUGGUUUUGUAGGUGUUGAUGGAAAACAAGCAUACACAUCAUCAGAGUAUCCCUGCGCAUAUGGGUCAGAGAUGUUUCCAUAUUAUACAUAUGAUCUGGCCUAUGCUGGGAAUGGUUCAUCCAGCAAUAAAAGUAGCUCUGGGAGGUCAAAUGGAUAUAACGUUGGCAAAACUAAUGGCAACCUCUCAAGCAAAUCUUCAGCUUUGCCUUAUAAUUCCAAAACCCAACAGCCAAAUUCUUCGAGGUCUAUGUAUCAGAAUCAGUAUCUUCAUCCUUUGAAGAAGUUGGGUGCUGGUUUCCAGCCAGCUGGAAACUUCUCUUCACUUACCAGCCGGAAUCCUCGUUCUUUUCCGCAAUAUGGUCAAGUAAAUUACCAGUCGAAUCUUGGGUUGUGGAACAACAGUUACAGAUCCAAGUCAAGAGAAAAUUUUGGCAGAUGUGGAGAAAUCAAUGCUGUGAGUGAACUAACUCGUGGCCCUAGGGCUGACAAUCGGAAUUCCUCUAAGUUUCCAGCUGAAGUUGAACAACUGGGUUUUGCAAUUGAUAGGGAUAAUUACAACUUGCAAGAGUUUGAGGCAGAGUAUGAUAGUGCAAAGUUCUUUGUGAUCAAGUCAUAUAGUGAAGAUGAUAUCCACAAAUGUAUCAAAUAUGAUGUCUGGUCAAGUACUCGAAAUGGCAACAAGAAAUUAGAUUCUGCUUUCCGUGAAGCUGGUGCUAAAAUGACAGAGGCAGGAAAGAAAUGUCCAGUCUUCCUAUUUUUUUCGGUGAAUGGAAGUGGGCAGUUUGUUGGUGUUGCUGAGAUGAUUGGGCAGGUUGAUUUUGGCAAAAAUAUGGACUUUUGGCAGCUCGACAAAUGGAAUGGUUUUUUCCCAUUGAAGUGGCACAUUAUUAAAGAUGUCCCCAACACGCAAUUGCGACACAUUAUCCUUGAGAACAAUGAAAACAGGGCGGUCACUUAUAGCAGGGACACUCAAGAGAUUGAACUGAAACAGGGCCUAGAAAUUCUAAGCAUUUUCAAAAACUAUUCUGCUAAAACUUGCGUACUCGAUGACUUCAACUUUUAUGAAAACCGUGAGAAGGUGCUGAAGGCAAAGAGGGGUGGAGGCACAGUUUCUCAAACCACCAAUGGUUUUAGAAAUGCUGAUUAUGAGGCUGGAGAGUCCGCCAAGGACACUCAGUCAGAUUCUUCAUCACUUGCUGAGCUGACUAAAAACCUUUCGCUCGAGGCUCAGCCACUGCAGAGUAGUAUAUGAACACGAUCAAUAUACGAGAGAGUUUGCUUUUCAUCAGUUUUGUUAGGCAAGUUUAGUCAUUGUUAGUGAUUCCCAUCAUCCUGAUGGUUUUAUCUUGUUAGAGAUUCAUGUCUUCUUUCCUAUGUUUGGAUCUAUUUGUUUUAUUGGCGAUAUUAGUUUUCUGGAUUAUUUUCACAUA
Molecule: messenger RNA, 1844 nt
Organism: Salvia hispanica
Lineage: Eukaryota; Viridiplantae; Streptophyta; Magnoliopsida; Lamiales; Lamiaceae
Product: YTH domain-containing protein ECT2-like
Biological process (GO): mRNA destabilization
Cellular component (GO): cytoplasm
Molecular function (GO): mRNA binding
Source: RefSeq, a predicted model, not a curated record